This is a messenger RNA of Fusarium poae, 1140 nucleotides long. RefSeq lists its product as uncharacterized. Gene Ontology annotation, cellular component: cytoplasm. Bases 1 to 1140 code for a protein of 379 amino acids. NCBI's taxonomy places the organism in Eukaryota, Fungi, Ascomycota, Sordariomycetes, Hypocreales, Nectriaceae. The transcript has 9 exons. Gene Ontology annotation, biological process: urea cycle; L-arginine biosynthetic process. The record is from RefSeq and is a predicted model, not a curated record. Gene Ontology annotation, molecular function: argininosuccinate synthase activity; ATP binding.
AUGUCAAAAGGCCGCGUUUGUCUUGCCUACUCUGGAGGUCUCGGUACCUCUACGAUCCUAAAAUGGCUUAUACUUGAGGGCUAUGAGGUUGUGUGUUUCCUCGCCGAUGUUGGCCGAGUUGAGGGCUUUGAUGCGGUUGAGAAAAGGCUCUCGAUCUCGGUGCUGAGCUGCAACGCCAUCUACGAGGACCGGUAUCUUCUCGGAACUGCCCUUGCUCGACCCGUCAUCGCUCGUGCCCAGGUCCGCGUUGCAGAGAAGUAUAGCUGUAAUCUGCUGAGUCAUGGCUGCACCGGUAAAGGAAACGAGUAUGCGCACCAAGUUCAUUUCGAGCUCGCCUUCAAGGCCCGCAGCCCUUCGACCAAGAUCAUUGCCCCAUGGCGACUACCCGAAUUCUGCGAGAAGUUCCAGGGACGACAGGAUCUUCUCAAUCAGGAUGAGAACCUCGUUCACUGCUCGUACGAGGCUGGCAUCCUUGAUGGUCCUGACCACACUCCAUCCAAGGACCUUUGGACCCAAACAGUCGACCCUCUUGAGGCUCCUGACAAGCCUUUCGAUUUUACUGUCCACUUCGAAAAGGGUCUGCCUAUCAAAGCUGCCACCCCUGACCAGGAGGCUACAGACUCAGUAGAGCUCUUUAAGCUGCUCAACAAGAUUGGCCAUGAUCACGGCGUUGGCCGAAUCGACAUUGUCGAGAAUCGAUGGAUCGGACUCAAGAGCCGUGGUUGCUACGAUACCCCUGGCUUGACCAUUGCUCGUCUCGCUCACGUUGAUCUCGAGGGUCUUGUCCUUGAUUCCAAGGUCCGCAAGCUUCGAGAUCAAUUUGUGACGGUCGAGUGGUCUCAGUGCCUAUACAACGGCAUGUACUUCUCUCCCGAGCGUGAAUGGCUCGAUGAAGCCAUCGUCUCUGCUCAGAAGGGCAUCAAUGGCCAGGUUCGUCUCCGAAUAUACAAGGGCAACGUCUACGUUCUUGGACGAUCGAGUGAGACUAGUUGCCUCUACUCGCAGGAGGAUGCUUCCAUGGACAGUCUCGACACCUUCUCUCCUAUGGACAGCACUGGUUUCAUCGCUAUCCAGUCCAUUCGAUUGGAGAAGUAUGAUGCCCAAAAAGCCAAGGACGGCCAGCCGCUCAGCCAGUCUUAG